CCUGCUGUGCUCCCCACAUUGUAUCACCAGAAGCUUCACAUUUCCUCUCGUUUGCUUAAUCCAACUAUACGAUCCAAGAUGCCCAUCUCUCCACCGCUCAGCGUUGGUUGGGGAUAUGGCAUUGUUCUUGGUCUGGGUGCUGUUUUUGCCUUUGGCAUGAUCCUUGUUACCUGGGUCCUUAAAAGAUACAACAAUGAACUCCAAACUUCCGAGAUGUUCAGUACAGCUGGAAGAACAGUAAAGUCUGGGUUGGUGGCAUCUGCAGUCGUCUCCUCAUGGACUUGGGCAGCUACUCUUCUGCAAAGCUCUGGGAUUGCAUAUAGGUAUGGAGUGUCUGGGCCCUUCUGGUACGCCAGUGGAGCUACCGUACAAAUUUUGCUUUUCGCAACCAUUGCCAUUGAGUUGAAGAGAAGAGCUCCAAAUGCUCAUACAUUCCUCGAGGUCAUCAGAGCUAGAUAUGGCACAUACGCACAUAUCACCUUCACCGUGUUUGGCUUGAUGACCAACAUUCUCGUCACUGCUAUGUUGUUGACAGGAGGCUCUGCAGUCGUGUCAUCCUUGACGGGCAUGCCAACACCAGCAGCUUGCUUCCUGCUUCCAUUGGGUGUUGUGAUGUAUACCAUGUUUGGAGGCAUCAAGGCCACAUUCUUGACUGAUUGGGUCCACACUUUUAUCCUCCUGAUCAUCAUCAUAAUUUUCUCCUUCACUACCUACGCUACAAGCCCACUCCUCGGCUCACCUGGCAAGGUUUUCGAUCUCUUGGUCCAGGCUGCAACUGAUCACCCAGUGCCAUCUUCUUCGUCAUCAACAUCCGUGUUCCUGGACAAUGGUUACUACAACAAAGCUAUUGCUGCUUCCCCAGUUCAUGCCCUACCUGGUUACAUCAUGGGUGGGAUCUCAUGGUUCGCCAUCCCCUGGCUGAUGGCUACGACCUGCGGUCUCGCUGCUUUGGCUCUCGAAGGAAACCCGGCUUUUCCUACCUAUCCCAACCGAAUGUUAGAGGCCGACGUCUCAGCUGGUCUUGUUGUUCCUUAUGCAGCUGUGGCACUUCUUGGGGGUGGCGGUGCGGUUGCUGUGCUUCUCAUUGUAUUUAUGGCUGUCACAUCUGCUAGUUCUGCUGAGCUGAUCGCUGUCUCAUCCAUCUUCACUUAUGAUAUCUACCAGACCUAUUUCAACCCGGCCGCUAGUGGUAAAAAGUUGAUUUAUAUGUCACAUGCAAUGGUUAUUAGUUUCGGAUUAUUUAUGGCAGCUUUCUCAACAGGCCUCUACUACGCGGGUAUCUCUAUGGGAUAUCUCUAUGUAAUGAUGGGCGUCAUAAUCUCAUCCGCUGUCAUCCCCGCCACCUUGACCAUUAUGUGGGCUGGUCACAACGCAUGGGCCGCAACACUGACCCCUCCCCUGGGACUUGGCUGCGCCCUAAUCGCAUGGCUCGUUACGGCCAAGAAGACCUGCGGCUCCCUGACCGUCGAAUGUACUGGUAGCAACAACCCCAUGCUAGCAGGCAAUGUCAUGGCUCUCCUAUCUCCUCUGAUCUUCACACCGCUCUUCACGCUCAUCUUCGGAGUCGCGCACUACGACUGGGCAUCCAUGAUGGCUAUCCGCAAGGGCGACGACCACGAUCUGGCUGCUUCAGCGCACAUGGACCUAGAACUUGUGCCGGGAGAGACAAGCCACAGCGCGAAUGAAGAAGCGGUCGAACAAAGCAAGCUCUUGCGCGCUUCCAACAUUGCGAAGAUCACGACUGUCGUGCUUACGUUGGCUCUUCUUAUCCUGUGGCCAAUGCCCAUGUACGGUACCGGCUACAUUUUCUCCAAAGGCUUCUUCACGGGCUGGGUUGUCGUUGGAAUAAUCUGGAUCUUCGGAAGCCUUCUGUGCGUGGGCGUUUACCCUGUGUUUGAAGGCCGCAAGGAUUUGUGGUUUACGAUGAAGGCUAUUUAUCUCGAUAUCACGGGCAAGAAGCACCCGAGUUCGUAUCACACUUCUGAAGCUACGUAUGUUGAGGGCAAGGAUGCGAAAGGGGAUGGCGGCGUUGAUACGCCGCCUAGCAAGGAGGCUACUAUUGAUGAAGAGAAAAUUGCUUCGCAGUAG
Lachnellula hyalina is the source of this 2088-nucleotide messenger RNA. RefSeq names its product putative urea active transporter. Gene Ontology annotation, biological process: putrescine transport; spermidine transport; urea transmembrane transport. The record is from RefSeq and is a predicted model, not a curated record. Gene Ontology annotation, cellular component: plasma membrane. The transcript is spliced from 6 exons. The annotation marks the transcript as partial. Lineage: Eukaryota; Fungi; Ascomycota; Leotiomycetes; Helotiales; Lachnaceae. Gene Ontology annotation, molecular function: spermidine transmembrane transporter activity; putrescine transmembrane transporter activity; urea transmembrane transporter activity.